Molecule: messenger RNA, 2697 nt
Organism: Cotesia glomerata
Lineage: Eukaryota; Metazoa; Arthropoda; Insecta; Hymenoptera; Braconidae
Product: leucine-rich repeat and guanylate kinase domain-containing protein
Exons: 11
Coding region: 373-2457 (694 amino acids)
Molecular function (GO): protein binding; N-acetyltransferase activity
Source: RefSeq, a predicted model, not a curated record
CGUUUAUGGCAAAACUUACCACCUGAGAUUGUAAAUGCGUCUAGUCUUGAUUUAUUCAAGAUCAAAAUCUUUGACUAUUUGCUAAAUUUAGAUACUUGAAGGUUAAGUUAACACUCUCAAAUUGUUUUAAAGUGAGACUGUCAAUUCCAUUUUUGUUAUUAGUAUUAGGAAAAUCUUAUAAAUAAGUCUUUAUUCAAUAAUCGAUCCACCGUAAGUUGUAUCGUCAGGUGGCGGUGGGGUCACGCACCCAGCGAAUAGCUCGAAAAGAUCGGCGUCAUAAAAUAUUUUCUACAGUGGUCGCAAGGUAUGUCGGGAUAUACCCGUAAUAAAAUAUUAAUAUCAUUAGAAAAUUGUAAUUGAUAAAUCCCUAAAAUGGAUAAAUUAGAAAUACGCAAGUUGCAGCGAGAAGAUUGUGUCGCUCUCAGAAAUCUUGUUCAAGAACUAGCGGAUUUUGAGGAAAUGCCCGAUGGUCCAAAGCUUGAUGCUGAAGAUUUAGAAAAAAACGGUUUUGGAGAACAACCAUUAUUUCAUUCUUUUGUUGCUGAGGUUGAAAAUCAAAUCGUUGGAUAUGCAAUUUAUUAUUACACUUUUUCUACUUGGCGUGGUAAAUCAAUGUUUUUAGAUGAACUUUAUGUUAAGCCAUCUCAUCGAAAAAUGCAUAUUGGCAGUUUAUUAUUUGAUGCAGUAGCAAAGGAAGCUUCCAAAAAUAGCUGCUGUCGACUCGAUUUUAUAGUUUUGGAUUGGAACCCUGCUGCUGAAUUUUAUAAGCGUAGAGGUGUGAUUGACAUUACAGAAAAAGAGAAGUGGCAUUAUUAUCGAAUAGAAGCAGAUGGCUUACAGAAACUUAUAGAAAAAAAUUUGACAGAUAUUCACCUUCUUCAAAAGUAUCAUUAUCUUCAAUACAUAGAUUUAUCUCACAAUAAUUUAUCAGAUUUAUCGUCUUUAAGUAGACUUCCUUACCUCUUAUACUUAAAUGUAUCACACAAUAAGCUCAAAGAUAUUUCGAACUUUGCACCACCAAGGUAUUUAACUUAUUUAAAUUUAUCACAUAACAUCAUAACAUCGAUGAAAAGUUUAGAAAAUUUUUGGAGUAUCGUCAAUUUAGAUCUUUCUUAUAAUUUUAUAAAGAAAAUUCCCCGAUUACACAAUUUCAGGUACUUGAAAUAUCUAAAUCUUUCGCAUAACUUUAUCGAGUAUGUACAACAUUUGGAACAUUUAAAUAUUCAAGAAUUAAAUUUAAACUUUAACUGUGUAAAAAAAUUUAUAUUCAUCAACUUAAAUAAAAAAAAUAGUGUGUUUGUUAAUUUGAGAACUUUAUUAAUGUGUCACAAUAAUAUAUCAUCAUUGAAAUUUCUUCGGGAUGUACAUUGCCUACGUCUUAUAGACUUAAAAGAUAAUGCAAUUGAAGAUUUAAUGGAAGUAUUUCAUUUGGAUAGUUUAAUAUAUGAAAUUGAUUUAAGAAACAAUCCUUGUACCAAAUGGCCAAAUUAUAAAGAAAUUGUUUUAUUUUCAAUUCCAAGUGCAGUUUUCGUUGAUGGGAGUGAAGUUACAGAAUCUGAAAUGGUUUCAGCGACUAUUACAUUCAAUCCACCGAUCAAUUUAUUAGCAUCCCGUGGAGCUACUCAACUUACUUUACUAGAACAGUUGAAUGUACCCAAAAUUGAUGAUAGUAUGACUUCGUAUGAUGAAAAUAGCCCACCUUUAAUAAUACUUAGUGGCCCAUUGGCUGUAAAAAAAUUAGCUUUAGGUCGACAUUUAUUUUUAAAAAACUCUGAUAAAAUAAAAUAUUGUCGCAGCCAUACAACAAGAAAAAAUUUUACAAAUAAUAUAGAAAAUGAUGGUUUUUAUUUUGUGAAUCACGAAGAAUUCCAUGAAAUGGCUCGAAAUGGAGAAUUUUUAACUAUAGAAGAGAUUUUAGGAGAUAGCUAUGGACUUCAUGUUAGUGAACUAGUUAAACUAAAAAAAGAAAAAAAAAUUGGUAUAACACAACUAGAUUUGUUAGCCACAAUACAAAUAAAAAUAAGAUAUCCACAAGUAAAAUUGAUACUUGUUUUCACUAAAAACGAAGAAAUGCAUCGACAAUGGAUCGAAGAUAAACUUCGAAUUUUUAGAUGGAUUAAAAAUAGCUCUAAAAAUUUAUGGGCGUUAUCGAUUCAUAGAGAGUAUAAUAUAAAUAAUGUAGAUUCAAUGAUUGACUCAGAAGAAAUGAUAAAUAAUAUGAAUAGCCAUGAAAAUGCGCAAAAAAAAGUAAGUCAAGAGAUAAUUUCGGAAAAAUUUGAAGCCGAUAAUAUUUUGUUCGAUACAUCAUUUCAGAAAUAUGAAAAUAUCAACAAACUUAAGAAUGAAUACAUUGAAAGUAUUUUAAAGUCACGGCAAGUUUAUCUUAAUCAACAUCUGAAUAAUCCUGGAUUUUAUUCUUUGGUGGUAGUAUAUCAAAAUAAAUUUGAAAACGAUUAACCUUGUAGGUUUCCCCUGGAACUUCCCGCUAAUUUUAAGCUCAAAACGCUGAAAAAAAUAUUCUAUAACAAACUUUUUAGCUCGUCGAGUUCGCAAAUACAACUUUUAUAUAUUUCAAGCUCUUCGAGCGUAAAAAUCUAGAGAAUGUAUUGGUGAAGCCCUUUUAUGAUCGUCUUAAAUUGCGAUAUUUCCUUAACAGAUUGACCGACUACGAUGAGGUUUGCGGCAUUUAAGGUAGUU